AUGGGAUCCGCAGCAUCCGGCCACAAGCAGAAGACCAUAUUCCUGGAGGUGGAUGGAAAGGUCCAGAAGAUUGUCUUCAGCCAGCAGAGCAGCGCAAGUGAGAUAAAGCACAUUCUGAGCACCAGCGCUGGCCUGCCCUGGCAGACGCUCAUUGUUCUUGUUGACAAAAGAGGUACGAUCAUCGCCACCGACCCCACUAUUCCUACCAACUGUAAGAAGGCAUUCAGGAUUAGUGACCUGAAGAGAGAGGUCAGUGAGCGUCUCACAGCCUUAGAGCGCAGAGUGGAAGUUGAAGGUCGGAAAGUUAUUGACAUCGACAAGUGUAAGACGGACCUUAAGCAGCUCCGAGACGAGAUGGAGAAGAGAAGUAACAGAUUGAACUGUUCGUGUAAAUAUUACCUCUUGGAGGAGAACGUCCAGCUAAAGGUACGAAGAGAUGUCCCCAGCUACCCCAAGUACACACUAUCCUCUGAAACCGUGGAAGCCCUGAAGAAGCCCACCUUCGACGUCUGGCACUGGGAGUACAACGAGAUGCUGAGCUGUCUAGAGUUUAUGUAUCACGACCUCGGUCUUGUUCGGGAAUUUAAUAUGAACCCCAUCACGCUGAAGCGCUGGCUGCUGUGCAUCCAGGAAAACUACCGAACCAACCCGUUCCACAACUUCCGGCACUGCUUCUGUGUGACGCAGAUGAUGUACGGGAUGAUCCACCUGUGCGGACUGCAGGAGAAGCUGCCGCUCUUGGAGUUGGGUGUCCUCAUGACGGCUGCUGUGUGUCACGAUCUGGACCAUCCAGGUUACAACAACACGUACCAGAUUAACGCCCACACGGAGCUCGCCAUCCGAUACAAUGAUAUGUCCCCCCUUGAGAACCAUCACUGUGCCGUGGCUUUCCAAAUCCUGGCGCAGCCGGAGAACAACAUCUUCACCAACGUGACUCCCGAGCUCUUCAAACAGAUCAGACAGUCCAUCAUUCGCCUGAUCCUAGCGACGGAUAUGGCGCGACACAGUGACAUCUUGGAGGCUUUUAAACUGAUCCAUUCAAACUUUAGCUUCUCGGAUGAGCAACAUGUGAAAACGCUGCAGAUGGUCCUCAUAAAAUGCUGUGAUAUCUCCAAUGAAGUCCGUCCCACAGAGGUGGCAGAGCCAUGGGUGGACUGUCUGCUUGAAGAAUAUUUCAUGCAGAGUGACCGGGAGAAAUCGGAGGGUCUGCCAGUCACCCCCUUCAUGGACCGCGACAAAGUCACAAAACCCAAAGCCCAGAUCGGAUUCAUCAAGUUUGUGCUACUGCCAAUGUUUGAGUCCAUCAUGAAGCUCUUCCCACAGAUAGAGGAGGUGAUGGUGUGGCCCUUGCAGGAGGCGAGAGAUCACUAUGAGGAGCUUGUGCAGCUGGAGGAGGCAAUGGCAGACCCAAAUGCCUUCUACCAGAUAUACUUUUCCUGGGAUUAG
Pseudophryne corroboree (corroboree frog) is the source of this 1446-nucleotide messenger RNA. Its product is annotated as high affinity cGMP-specific 3',5'-cyclic phosphodiesterase 9A-like. Gene Ontology annotation, molecular function: 3',5'-cyclic-GMP phosphodiesterase activity. The transcript has 16 exons. The record is from RefSeq and is a predicted model, not a curated record. Gene Ontology annotation, biological process: signal transduction; cGMP catabolic process. NCBI's taxonomy places the organism in Eukaryota, Metazoa, Chordata, Amphibia, Anura, Myobatrachidae. Bases 1 to 1446 code for a protein of 481 amino acids.